UCUCACAGAACGGCUGCUUCAGUUCAGUUUCUUCGUGGGGGAAAGUGCACGAACAAUUUUGUCAAUGACCUCUGAAAGGUGUUUAGACGAUUCUUUCUGGAAUCGUAAUCAAUAUAAAUGCCAGCUAUGCGAGACUGAAAAUGAAAUUAUAAAAGGUUUCGAAUUCAGUCCAAACUGCGGACUGAGCGAUAAUGGAGAUACGCUUGCUAGAAUGUACAAACAAUGCAAUUACGGAACGUUUAACGACGGAUCUUUCGUUAAAUGCCAAAGAUGUAAAUCUUGCCCAUCGCCGCAGUUGACUGCAUCUAUUUGCAGCGCCACAUCUGAUGCCGUCUGCUGCAAAGAAGGGGAACAGGUUUCACAGGGCCGAUGCAUCGAUCGACCAUUGCAGACCACCGUAAUAACCACUGAGAGUGGACCUUUUGCUACAACUGCCUCUGUGAUUGAUCACACCACAUCCAUUGCCAAUCCAGCUGCCUCUGUGUUCAAUCCUACAAAUAUAAGUGUGACAGGGAUCUUUGUAUGUGCUGGGAUUGUAUCCACGCUUACUGUAAUAUAUCUGCUGAUGCUUAUCAGGAGGCGGAGGACAAGACGUUUUAAUGAAGAACUUAAAAACUGCUGUAAUGAAGCAAUUCGGGGAAAAUUGCCCAAAAAGAAUAUUGCUGAAUUCGUCUCGUACAAUUUAAUCAAAGAGAGCAGUAAAAAUGACCACGUGACUGGAUCUUCAUAUAAUCUGUUAGCUCCUGAGGUCCAGGAUGCCCCUCUCAAAACAGUGCUCAACAACCUGGAUGUUCUAGAGGAGCUUGUGUUGGUGUUAGACCCUGACAUCUCUGGUGCUAAGAACACGCGACACCUUGCUGCCCAGUGCUCCUUUUCCUUUGUCUGGAUCAACUAUGCUUAUUCCAUGAAGGACCACAAAAGCCCACUCGUUGCUGUAUUAGAGGGUGUUGUCACCAAGAAUCCAGACUGGACUGUUGGUCACCUUGCUGGGCUGUUAAACAGCAUUAAUCGCAAUGAUGCAGUGGAGAUUUUAGCAAAGCUCCCUGCGAUAGUGGAAAACUGAGUGCUGGAACUGAAGACACAUGCAACCCGAACCAACCAGGAAGCAUUCCAACAUUUAAUGUUAUGAAAAGGGAAACAGAUGUUUGACUGUGUUGUAAAAACAAAGAGUACAUGUAAUUCAUUAUUUCGUUAAACAGAGCUCCCCCAUUUUAGUUUUUGAGUUUCACUGCAUAUGCAUAAGCAUAACACAACAUAUUAAUAUUCUGCGUUUAUUUACUUCUAUUUCUUCUAAUCCUAUUUUUACAAUGAUUUUUCAUUAAAAGACAUUCUACAUUAUGUUGAUUUGUAUUCUGUUAAAUUACCAUAAAUGUAGAGCACAAAAUAUAUUAAUUAAUAUCUUGUAUUAAUAUUAUAUAAUAAAUUUCCCUUUUAUUU
Molecule: messenger RNA, 1437 nt
Organism: Xyrauchen texanus (razorback sucker)
Lineage: Eukaryota; Metazoa; Chordata; Actinopteri; Cypriniformes; Catostomidae
Product: IGF-like family receptor 1
Exons: 7
Coding region: 65-1063 (332 amino acids)
Molecular function (GO): protein binding
Source: RefSeq, a predicted model, not a curated record